Messenger RNA from Staurois parvus, 304 nucleotides. Lineage: Eukaryota; Metazoa; Chordata; Amphibia; Anura; Ranidae. The record is from the annotation of a GenBank genome assembly.
GGGAUCCCGGAGCAAUGCUGCAGGUAAUUAACCUCCUUGGCGGUAUUCCCGAGUGUAGCUCGGGGUAACAUUUCAGUACCAAAAGCGGUAACCCCGAGCUACACUCGGGAAUACCAUGCGGCGCUGCUCCGGCAUGUGUUCUUCACUUACCUUACCCUGCGCUCCCACGAUGUGUCCCCUGCAGCGUCCUCGGCCAUCUCCUCCGGCCGAUGCCGGCAUCCGGCUUCUGUGUCCUGUCCCUGUGACGUCGGGACGUACGGGCGCCGCCGCCGCCGGCGGCGGGAAAUUUAAAAAUUUUAAAAAA